AUGGCCGAGAUGAAAGAGCUGCUGCUGCAGCUGCAGAAAGACAACCGCGAUGGUCGCCUACGGAAGCAGGAGCUGGAAGAGCUGGUGCGCGGGCUAGAGGCCGAGAGCGAGAACCUCACCGGGCGCCUGCACGACCUGCGCGAGCGCGAGCGCAGCCUGAAGCGGAGGCGAAGCCAGGCGGCGCGAGCUCCUCGAGGGGAGGCGCGCGAGGCAGCGCGGGAGAGCGCGGAGAGGGCGCGCGGACAGCUGGAGGCGGCGGAGCGGCAGAAGCAGGACAUGGAGCAACACAACCGACAGCUGCAGGAGCAAUGGGAAGAGCUGUCCAGUCAGCUGUUCUACUACGGAGGGGAGCAGCUGAGUCAGCACCGCGCGGAGCAGCAACUGCAGGAGACCCAGCUGGCGGCGCUGCAGAAGCAGCUGGAGCUGGUGGAGGCCAAGUACGCUAUGCAGGCGGAGAGCCUGCGGCAGAGCGCGCAGCGGAAGGAAGAGGACUGGGCCAGCUUCCAGGAACAGAGCGGGGUCCUGCAGGAGCUGCAGGGGAAGGUGAUGGAGGCGGCGGCUGCGCUGGACGCCUCGCGUGGCGGCCCGGAACCAUNCGCCAUCCGCUGGGGGCUCCCGCGCCUCGGCUCGGACGCCGCUUUCCGCCGCCUGCGCUACGUGCUGUCCCCGCUGCUUGAGCUGCGCGUGCACGGGCUGCUGCCCGCCUAG
Messenger RNA from Galeopterus variegatus (Sunda flying lemur), 708 nucleotides. RefSeq names its product trichohyalin-like. The record is from RefSeq and is a predicted model, not a curated record. Bases 1 to 708 code for a protein of 235 amino acids. The transcript has 8 exons. NCBI's taxonomy places the organism in Eukaryota, Metazoa, Chordata, Mammalia, Dermoptera, Cynocephalidae.